Molecule: messenger RNA, 1074 nt
Organism: Rhodofomes roseus
Lineage: Eukaryota; Fungi; Basidiomycota; Agaricomycetes; Polyporales; Fomitopsidaceae
Exons: 2
Coding region: 1-1074 (357 amino acids)
Source: RefSeq, a predicted model, not a curated record
AUGUCCGCCACUCACUUUACGCCUUACUACGAAGAUGACCUCGCCUCCGCCGCACUCGACUCGUCCGUCUCCGAGGCGUACACGCGACCCGGACUCCUCGACAACCUUUGCGAAGGGUUCGUCGAUCCGUAUCGGAAUCAAACAGGGAUGUUCGGAGCGCUUUCCGCCGGACCCUCGCUCUUCGAGUUACCGGACGCGGACCUGGAUGCUCUCAUCCAUGGGCUAUGUGAUCCAUACAGCACGUCGGUCCCAUGCCAUGAUUCUCUCAUGCUAGCAGCAGACACCGCGCCGCAGCUGCAGCCCGCAUACCCAUCUCCCACCUUCGCGGAGGACAGGUCACUCUGGCACAAUGCCCUUCCUGGGCCAUGCACGUAUGGCUCGCCUAGGUCUAGUGCGGUUGACAUGUCGCAGAGUCCGGUCUUCUACUACAGCGACGAGACCGCGUAUUCGAGCCCCUUCCGCGAGCGCUCGUCGACCAUGGACCUUUUCUCCACCUUACCUCCCGACCCCUCCCCGGAGUUGUUCUUUGAUUCACCGGGCGCAGGAUCUUCAUCUGCGACCUGCCACGAUGUCCACUCGCCGACUUCUGUGACAUACCAGACUGCGCCCGGCGCGCCCUCCGCCCCCGCUGAUGAGUCGCCGAAGAAGCGAGCCAACUCGACGUCGGGCACGAGCCCCGCUCGCCGCAAACGGAUUCGAUCCAGCAGCUCUGUCGUCCCGUAUUCUCGCACGUUUCGAGUUCGCACUACGUCGCCUCGUAACAAGCAGGUCGGCUUUGUACCUUCUGCCGAGCCCGUCGCCCACGAAGAGCUGUCCGCCUGCUCGUAUUGUCCGUUCUCUACGAAGCGCAAGGGCGACCUCGUGCGACACGUGCGCACGCAUUUCGCUCUCAGUCGUGGACAGGAGUGGGUCUGCUGCGGAGUCCCAGAGGAGGAUGCACUCGAGCUCACCAGAGACAGCUACGAGUAUGGAAGCAGGAGGAUGGUCGGAGGCUGCUUGAAAUCGUUCAGCAGACACGAUUCGUAUCUCCGGCAUCUGAAAAAAGCGAGGUGCUUGAGGCCUGCGCAUCUGUAG